This is a messenger RNA of Mercurialis annua (annual mercury), 2994 nucleotides long. Its product is annotated as protein FAR-RED IMPAIRED RESPONSE 1. The record is from RefSeq and is a predicted model, not a curated record. The coding region runs from base 328 to 2868 and encodes 846 amino acids. Gene Ontology annotation, molecular function: zinc ion binding. Gene Ontology annotation, biological process: regulation of DNA-templated transcription. The transcript is spliced from 9 exons. NCBI's taxonomy places the organism in Eukaryota, Viridiplantae, Streptophyta, Magnoliopsida, Malpighiales, Euphorbiaceae.
GAAGAGGUCCAUAAGGCACAGAAACACCCUGAACCUGAAACAAUUCAUAUAAAAUCAGAUCCGUUAACAUUAUCAACGGCUGUUAACCAUUUUUGUAGCCAGCAGCUCUAUCUUCCCAAGAACCCUAAUUGCAUACCACCAUUUUUUUUCCUUUUCUGUAAACAAAUUUGAUCGUUGUUACACAAAAGUGUAGCGUUUUGGGUUCCCCUGACCGAAAAAUGCAGCGCUGGUGCACUACGGAACUGAUUGAAGUAAAUGAUGGGAUUAAAGUCGCAUCAUCAAAUUUGCUAUCUCAAGAUCUGAGCUGCCGGAAAUCUUCAAGCGGCCAUGACUAAGACAGAGCAGUUGGAUGCAAGCGUGGGGAUAAGAAUGACUCAACAUGUUGUUCAGAAUACGGUGAACCUUCAAACCGACGUGCCUGUUGGAGAUGCAGUGGGUGUAAACAUGGACAUUGUACCAAAUGGAGAUUCUAGGGUUGGUGACUUGCCCAAGAGCUCUGCUGCCAUGUUUGAAGAGGAAACAGAAUUUGAGCCAUGUAAUGGUAUUGAAUUUGAGUCACACGAGGCAGCAUACUCAUUUUAUCAAGAAUAUGCCAAGUCCAUGGGGUUCACCACUUCUAUCAAAAAUAGUAGACGUUCCAAGAAAUCAAAAGAGUUCAUAGAUGCCAAAUUUGCAUGUUCCAGAUAUGGAGUUACACCCGAAUCUGAUGCUACUAAUAGCCGCCGAUCAAGUGUAAAAAAGACAGAUUGCAAAGCAAGUAUGCAUGUGAAAAGAAGACCAGAUGGCAAGUGGAUAAUUCAUGAAUUCGUUAAGGAGCAUAACCAUGAGCUUUUACCUGCCCUAGCAUAUCAUUUUCGAAUUCAUCGCAAUGUAAAAUUAGCCGAAAAGAACAAUAUCGACAUAUUGCAUGCUGUUAGCGAGCGAACAAGGAAGAUGUAUGUUGAGAUGUCCAGACAGUCUAGUCGAUGUCAAAAUCUUUCAUUUCUUCAAAGUGACGUAAAUUCUCAGUUUGAGGAAGGACGAAACUUGGCUCUUGAUGAAGGAGAUGCCCACUUACUAUUAGAGUAUUUUAACCAUAUCAAAAAAGAGAGUCCCAACUUCUUCUAUGCAAUAGAUUUGAAUGAAGAGCAGCGUUUGAGAAAUUUGUUCUGGGUUGAUGCAAAAAGUAGGAACGAUUAUAUCAGCUACAAUGAUGUAGUUUUAUUUGAUACCUUCUAUGUCAAAUACCAUGAGAAACUUCCAUAUGCUCCUUUUGUAGGGGUAAACCAUCACUGUCAGCCAAUAUUGCUUGGAGGUGCAUUUGUUGCUGAUGAAUCUACAUCGACCUUCGUUUGGAUAUUGAGAAUGUGGCUUAGAGCAAUGGGUGGGAAGGCUCCUAAAGUUAUAGUCACUGAUAUGGACAAGACUUUGAAGUCAGCAAUUGAAGAAAUCCUCCCUAAUGCCCGACAUUGUUUUUCUCUUUGGCAUAUAAUGGAAAAGAUGCAGGACACACUUUCUCAUGUAAUCAAAAGGCAUGAUGAUUUUUUGCCAGAAUUUAACAGGUGUGUUUUUAAAUCAUUGACAGAUGAAGAGUUUGAUAUGAGGUGGUGGACAAUGGUCCCUCAGUUUGAACUUCAACAUGAUGAAUGGAUCCAGUCAUUGUAUGAUGAUCGGAAAAAGUGGGUGCCUACAUAUAUGGGGGAUACUUUUCUAGCUGGAAUUUCCGUAACUCAACGUUCUGAAAGUAUGAGUGCUUUCUUAGAUAAAUAUAUACAUAGGAAGAUGACGGUGAAAGAGUUUAUGAAACAAUACAGAAUUAUUCUACAAGAUAGGUAUGAGGAGGAGGCCGUAGCCGAUUUUGAUACUUCUCACAAGCAGCCAGCCCUAAAAUCUCCGUCUCCUUGGGAGAAGCAGUUGUCAAUGCUAUAUACGCAUGCAAUAUUUAAGAAAUUUCAAGUUGAGGUUUUGGGUGUUGUUGGCUGCCAUCCCAAAAAGGAAAGUGAAGAUGGUACAAACGUGAUCUUUCGUGUUCAAGACUGUGAAAAGAAUGAAUACUUUUUGGUGACGUGGGACCAGAUAAAGUCAGUAGUGUGUUGUUUAUGCCGAUUAUUUGAAUACAAAGGUUAUCUUUGCAGGCAUGCAUUGAUUGUUCUCCAAAUCUGUGGUCUUUCGAGCAUCCCAAGUCAUUAUAUUAUGAAGAGAUGGACGAAAGAUAUAAAGAGCAGGCAGCCAAUGGCUGAAGGAACAGAAAGGGUACUUUCUAGGGUGCAGCGAUACAAUGUUUUAUGCAAACUAGCCAUUGAAAUGAGUGAAGAAGGAUCAUCAUGUGAAGCGAGUUACAAUAUUGCUUUUCGAACACUAGUAGAAGUACUAAAAAAUUGUGUGAAUGUGAAUAAUAGUAACAACAGUGCAGCAGAAUCUGGUGGUUUAUCCUUGGCUCAUGGGGAAGCAGAAGACGAAAAUCAAGGAUUUAUUGCUUCUAAAUCAAGUAAGAAGAAGAAUCCAAUCAGGAAAAGGAAGGUGCAAUCUGAUCCGGAACUCAUGCUUGUAGAGCCACAAGAAAGCCUGCAGCAAAUGGAAAAUCUAGGAACAGAUGGGAUUACCAAUGAUGGUUAUUAUGGUGCACAACAUAAUGUGCAAGGACUGGUACAAUUGAACUUAAUGGAGCCACCUCAUGAUGGUUACUAUGUCAAUCAACAGAGCAUGCAAGGGCUGGGACAAUUGAAUUCGAUAGCUCCAGGCCAGGAUAGCUUCUUCGAGACCCAGCAAAGCAUAAAUACACUGGGCCAAUUUGAUUUUCGACCUCCAACUACUUACACUUAUAGCUUGCAGGAUGACUCUGAUUUGAGAUCUUCGCACUUGCAUGGAAAUGCCCCAAGACAUGGCUAAUGCUUGUCAUCUAACUAACUUCAGUUUGUAGCUAACAGUAAAAGUUUAUCUUCUGGAAGUGAAUAUAAAGAAAUUCAGACGAGACGUAAGAUUUUAUUUGUAUUGCAUAUCGGAUAUUCCAUCUCA